AUGCAAAACCAAAGUUUUGUACCUUCUUCUAACUUCUUUCCAAUAGAAUCUCUUCCAAUUGAGUUAAUUAAAAUAAUUCUAACAAAAGUUGAUUGGGAAAGUUUACAAAAAUCAAGAUUAGUUUCAAAACUUUUUAAUAACAUUAUUGAACAAAAUUUUUCACAGAUGCAAAAGCCAAGAGUAAAACAUUUAAUAUUUAGAACUUUAAAUAUUGGUCCAAAUUGGAAAAAGAUAGCUUUUUUUUGUGGUCUUGAAAAAAAUAUAAAUAUAAUUCAAAAUAUAACUAUUAAUACACAUAAUAAACCUUUUAAUGAUAAAAAAAUUGAAUAUUAUUUUAAAAGAAUGAAUUUUAGUAAAUUAGAUUAUCUCAAAAUAAGUUCUACCGGAAAUAUAGAUGCUUUUAACAUUCUUAAUAAAUAUUUCAAGUCAAAAACAAAAAUUAGAUAUCUUGAAAUUGAUAUUAAAAUGUAUCCUAUUCUUGAAAGUUUAACUGCGUUUUUAAAAAAAAUUAAGCAUGUAAAAUAUUUUAGAAUUAAAAAUAUAUGCCUUGGUAAUGAAAAAAUUCCUCAUGACUACACAUUACCUAAAAUUAAGUCAAUGAAAGCACUUUAUAUAGAUGAAUGUAAUUGUACUAAAUUUAUCAAUUCAAGAAUGAUAAAUAAAAUAUUUGAACAAAAUAAAAAUUUAAAUUAUAUUGAAAUUUAUCCCAACAGAAAAAAUAUUGAUACUAAGUUGGUUAAAUUAAUUGUAGAAAGACAAAAUUCAAGUUAUUUUGAAAAAUGUAAUCAUUCAAAUAUUUGUUUAUAUUUACCCAUAGGUGAUGAAUAUAAUCGUAACACAGAAUUUGAAAGACUUUUUUAUACUACUAAUUAUGAAUUGAAAGAACCAUUUGAAGUUUUUAGUAUAACAGCACAAAAAUCUUGUGAAAAAUGUUUUAGUAAAAAGAUUAUUAAAGUUUGUUUUGCAAAAAAUUUUAUUAACUUUAGAUUUUGUCCAUUUCUAUGGAUUCCAAAAGACAUUUAUUUACUCUAUUGCAUUGAAACUAUUUGA
Messenger RNA from Strongyloides ratti, 1050 nucleotides. RefSeq names its product F-box domain-containing protein. NCBI's taxonomy places the organism in Eukaryota, Metazoa, Nematoda, Chromadorea, Rhabditida, Strongyloididae. Bases 1 to 1050 code for a protein of 349 amino acids. The transcript has 2 exons. Gene Ontology annotation, molecular function: protein binding. The record is from RefSeq and is a predicted model, not a curated record.